AGCUGUGGCCCAAAAUCGCCAAUUUGGCCAAAGGAUGGCGCCUUUCCACGAAGCCUUGGCCACGCAGGUUGAGACCUUGAAACAAAGCCUUGCUCAUGAGCACGAAAUUGCCUUAGACAUUCUGCGUGAGCAGAAUGCGGUUCUCCGGGCCAAAGUGGAUGCUCAGAAUCACGAAUACAAGCAGCUCCUGCUAAAAUGCCAGCAGCUUCAGCCUGUGGACUUUGUACCAGCUGAACGUGAAGCAUUAUGUGAAUUUGCCAGACAGGAAUCUGGAAGUGUGCCCCAAAAUCAGCUGGCCGCGCAAUCGGGAUUGACCAGUUCUGACACUGAUGGUGCGUGCCAAGCUUUGGUCUUUCGUCCAGGUCACCGGUGGGCUAGUCUAGUUGAGCAAGCACUCUUGAAUGAAGCGCGAUUAGAAGAGGCAAGGAUGCUGGAUGAAUUCUUUUCAAUGAGAAUGCAUGGUGCCUGGCGAACAUCCCUUUCCACCGCGAAGAAGAGCAGGGCGUCAAUUGUUGCCCCUGCAGAGGUGCCCAGGUCAAGCGUCAAACACCACCUUGGUGCUGAAAUUACUGACGACUACCACGAGCGGUGGCAGAAGAUGAUACUUUCUCCAGCAAGUAACUUGCGCUUGGGGUGGCUCAUCCUCGGCAUGUUCUUCAUUUUUGUAGAUAUCCUGGUCAUUCCCUUAUCCAUCUUCGAUAUUGGUGACCAUCCCUUCUUCAAGGUUCAGCAAUUGGUGAGCUGGCUCUUUUGGCUAUGUGAUGUUUUCGUGUCCUUCUUGAGCGGCUUUGACCGGAAUGGCCGGAUCGAGAUGCGCCCGAUUGUCAUUGCGAGAAAGUACUUGAAAACGAUGUUUCCGAUUGAUGUCUUUAUCCUGUCGAUUGAUGUGGUAAUGUUCGCCUUGGAUGCCUCACUUGGAUCAGAAGCCGGCGCAUUGAGAACGACCCGGAUCAUCCGAUCUUUGAGACUAUUGAGAUUGCUGAGGUUGCUCCGCGUUGGCAAGCUCAGGGCCAUUCUCAAAGCAUGUGAGAAGCGAUUACGCAACCCGUACUCUGUUCUGCUGCUGAAGUUAUCGUCUGCCUUGGCAACAGUUCUAUUGAUCAACCACUUCAUUGCUUGCGGCUGGUACUACGUUGGACUGGAAGGCCACCCCGAUCGAAACUGGAUUCUGCUGUCUGAUCUUGAGGGUUUUCCAUUUGCAGAAGUGUACAUCAGCGCGAUGCAUUGGAGUCUGACCCAGUUCAUGCCAGCCACCAACAACAUUGGUCCAGACAAUGUGUGGGAACGAUUGUUUGCUAUCAUGACAGUCCUUGUGGCCGUGUGCUUGUUCUCAUCCCUGGUGGGCUCGAUUACUGCUGCUGUGGGAUCCUUCCGCGCAGUGCAGGCGGAAAAGAUGAAGCAGGAGCAAGCCGUGGUGGCCUUCUUCGAGGAGAGGAAACUCUCGGCAGAGCUCUUCGAUGAUAUGCGGGAGCACCAAAGAGAAAGCCAGAAAGGAAAAGAGGCAGUUGCAGAUGUCACUACCAAAAUGUCAGACAUCCGGCUCUUCCGCGAGUGCCCAGAGUCACUGAAGCUUCGACUCUCAGAAGAAGUCUUCAUGCCCGCUUUCGACAGCCCGGGAUGGGUUCAAACUGAUAUCCUGACGACCGGCUUCUUGUACAAGGUCUGCCAUACCAUGCGCGAGCAGGUGGAGACACCUGGAAAGGACGUGUUUCUGCCGGAUCAGAUGGCAUCUUUGGCGUUCUUCGUGGCCUCCGGCACCCUGAGCUUCGCCGAGUCACAGGGCACACUGCAGAAGAGGAUAAUUGGCUCAGCUAUGAAGGUGCUUCCAGGCACCUGGCUAUGUGAGCCGGUGCUUUGGGCACAGUGGUUUCAUCGUGGACAGUUCUGGACAACCUCCACGUCCGUCCUGAUGUGCUUGGACAGUGCAAAGUUUGUUGAUUUAGCAGUUGAAGCUGGUGGCAGUACAUAUGAGUUUCUAUUUAUGUUCGGAAUCGUCUACGUUGGGAGGAUUGAGGCUCUAUGUUCUGAAGGCAAGAUUGUGACUGACCUAGGGUUGGAAGCGUCACAGAUGGAUGAUUUGGCAGACCGUUCGCGAAGGUUCCUUUCGGCACAGACCCGGUCGUUGAUGAAACAGAAAUAGAGCGAACGUGCAGAGCGAGCUGCAGCAAGCACAGCCAGUGCCCCUCGACUGAUAUGAACCGGUGAUUAUAGGUUAGCAAUAGUCUGUGGCGACUCAGUCUCCGGGGUUUAUCUCAGUCUCCGGGGUGUAAAUGAUUUCAGGUUGACUGACUGACUGUUCACCACCAUGUGGCACUAACAGCGGCAGUCCCUUUUGCAUCUCUGGCGCAGCGGGCAGGCACUCCACCGUUUUGAAAUUCUAAACUCAGCCAGCCUUGGAGUUCUAUGACGUCAGCAUUGUUUCCACAAAAAGCAUGCAGAGAAAUUCUUUGUGCCGCUUACCUGGAUUGACCAUGUCCGCAAAGGCAUUUCUCGCAAUGCCUUAGCCCUCGUCCGCAAAGCUUGGAUGAUGUUCAGCGUCAUGCAUAUGCCGAACGGCAUGAAGCAUCGUGGAGUUGGCGGAACAAGAACA
Molecule: messenger RNA, 2590 nt
Organism: Durusdinium trenchii
Lineage: Eukaryota; Dinophyceae; Suessiales; Symbiodiniaceae
Source: the annotation of a GenBank genome assembly